Cotesia congregata is the source of this 2649-nucleotide messenger RNA. The record is from the annotation of a GenBank genome assembly. Lineage: Eukaryota; Metazoa; Arthropoda; Insecta; Hymenoptera; Braconidae.
AUGAAGUCAAUAUUAACGGGAUUAUUGGCGACUUUGCUGGUGGCAUUGUCAUUCUACGUUGAAGAUGUUAAUUCUGUUGCUGUUAUGAGCGUCGACUUGGGCAGUGAAUGGAUGAAAGUAGCCUAUGUUUCUCCGGGAGUUCCGAUGGAAAUAGCGCUGAAUAAAGAAUCCAAAAGAAAAACAGCUACAAUGAUUGCAUUUCGCGAAGACGAGAGAGUAUUUGGCGAAGAUGCUCAAAUAGUUGCUGCUAAGUACCCCACUAAAAAUUUCCAGUACCUCGUGGACUUGCUGGGAAAGUCAAUAGACAACCCAAUAGUUCAAUUAUUCAAAAAAAGGUUCCCUUAUUAUGAGAUUGUCGCUGACGAAGAACGUAACACGAUUGCGUUCAAGUUCAACGACGGUACACUGUAUACUCCAGAAUUGCUUUUAGCGCAAAUUUUGAUAAAGUCGAAAGAGUUUGCUGAAAACUCGGCUGGUCAAAAAAUAACCGAGACUGUUAUUACUGUGCCUGGAUAUUUUAACCAGGCUGAAAGAAAGGCAAUGAUGCAAGCCGCAGAUUUAGCUGGUAUUAAAGUGCUACAGCUGAUUAAUGAUUACACGGCUGUCGCGCUCAACUACGGUAUCUUCCAUCGCAAGGAGAUCAAUGAUACCGCGCACUACAUUAUGUUUUAUGACAUGGGCGCCAGCUCGACGACUGCUACGAUUGUCAGUUACCAGAAUGUUAAAACGAAAGACCGCGGGUUUGUUGAGACGAGCCCACAGGUGAGUGUUUUUGGCGUUGGGUACGACAGGACACUUGGUGGCUUGGAAGUACAAGUUAGAUUACAAAAUUAUUUGGCUACCGAAUUUGAUAAACUGAAGAAGACGGAGAAUUCCGUUUUCAAUAAUCCACGUUCGAUGGCUAAGCUUUUUAAAGAGGCUGGGCGGGUUAAGAAUAUCUUGAGUGCGAAUGCUGAUCAUUUUGCUCAAGUUGAAAGCUUGCUUGAUGAUCAGGACAUGAAGAUUCAUGUUACUAGAGAAAAACUCGAAGAGCUAUGCGCUGAUUUAUUUGAACGAGUCACUGCUCCUAUUAAAAUGGCAUUGACUACUUCAGUUGUGUUAGUUGGAGCGGGUACUCGUAUGCCUAAAAUCCAAGAAAUAUUGACUGAAUUCGUAGGAAGUGAUCUAUCGAAAAAUAUAAAUACUGACGAAGCCGCCGCUCUAGGUGGAGUUUACAGAGCUGCUGACUUAAGUCAGGGUUUCAAAGUAACUAAAUUUAUUAUCAAAGACUCUGUUCUGUUUCCAAUUCAAAUUGUAUUUGAUAAAACUAAUGAAGAAAAGGGUAACAAACAGGUACGAAGAACAUUAUUCGGAAGAAUGAAUUCUUACCCACAAAAGAAAAUCAUAACUUUCAAUAAACGUAAAGGAGACUUUUCUUUUGCUGUUAAUUACGCUGAUUUAGAUUAUUUACCUGCUCAUGAAAUUGAAGCUAUUGGAAGUUUGAACUUAUCGGUAAUUAAUUUAUCGGGAGUCACGGAAGCACUUGAGAAACAUGCUAAAGAAAACGCAGAGAGCAAGGGUAUAAAGGCACAUUUCCUGAUGGAUGACAGUGGUAUUCUAAAUCUAGUUAAUGUUGAAGCUGUUGCUGAGAAAACUAUUACCGAAGUUAAAGAUGAGGGUACUUUGUCUAAAUUAGGUUCAACUAUAAGCCAACUUUUCUCUGGAGCCGAAGAGACUGAUCAAGUGGAAAAAUCUGAAGAGCCACUCAAGGAAGAUGUUAAACCCGUCCAUGAAGAUCCGGAACAGCCGGCUAAGCCAGAGGACGAAAAAGCUAAGACUGAUAAUGAGACUAAAUCUGACGAUAAAACGUCAAAUCAAACUGAGACUAAAGUUGAAAAGAAACCGACGUUAACUGUUCUCAAAGAGCCCAUCAGUGCCAACCAGGAUAAAUUUGGACCUCAAGAAUUGACUGGCAAUAAAUUAGAAGCUUCUUUUGAAACAUUGCGAGCUCUGGAGCAACGUGAUAAAGAUAAAGUAAAGAGAGAAACAGCACAAAAUAAUUUGGAGUCAUUUGUUAUCGACACGCUGCAAUAUUUGACGACUGAAGAGUACAAGAAAGCUUCCACCCCCGAAGAAGUUGAAGAAAUCACAAAGAUAUGUCAGACGACAUCCGAUUGGUUGUAUGAAGAUGGGUUUGAUGCGCCAACUGAUUUGUAUGAACAAAAGUUGGUUGAAUUGAAGGAAAAAACAGCUGGAAUUUAUGAACGUGUGUUUGAACAUCGCGAGCGUCCAGAUGUACUCGCUGGUAUGCGGUCAAUGCUCAAUGGAAGCAAUGUCUUCUUGACUAACAUGAAGAAUGUCCAAGUACGAGACAUUGCUAAUAAAAUGGCUCUGCUUGAUCGCGAGGUAAAAUACUUAGUCAACAAGGCGAAAAUCUGGAAGCCCAAGCAAGAGAGUGUAAACCAAACAGAAAAAUCAGACACUUCGAAGGCUAAUGAAACUGAUUCGUCAAGUACAACUGAUAGCGACGAAGAAGUGACGUUUGAUACUGAAGACACUGAUGCUAAGGCAGCUGAAGAACCAGUAGCUCCUGAAGAUACACCAGCGUUACCUGAAGCUACAAAUACUACAGAUGAAUCUAAGAGUGAAGAUAAACAUAUAGAACUUUAA